CCCCCCCCCACCAUCCACUCGCGGAUUCGAUCAGUUCCCAGAAUCCGUCACUCUCCACCCUCCUCCACUCCAUCCUCCCCUUGGUCUUCCCUCCGCCCCGUGUCUAGCCAGCCGUCCGUGACCUGAUGGCCCCAUUGCUGGACUCCGCGAGCAUCAGUAGCCCGGUGGCAGCGGCCGCAGCCGCCGCCGCCGCGGCCGCGGCCGCGGCCUCUUCCGUCUCCCUGGAGCAGAUCCACCUGGCGGCCACGGUAGCCGCUUCGGCGACCAAUGCCGGCGAUCAUGGGCCCCCCUCGGCCGGCUUCGCCGGGGGAAUGGCCGAUCGUGGUUCGCCGGCGGUGACCGCCGGCUCGCCGGCCGGCCCCGGCCCCUCUUCCAUCCUGCCGUCUGGCUCGCCCAAGAAUGUCGCCGGGCUGGGGGCCGGUGGAUCGGCCUCGCCAGCCGCCCCGUCCCCCAUCGGUCCGGGUGCCACCCCGGGUCCGGGCGACACCGUUGACCGCCUGGCCGCCCUGUCGGCAUCGUCGCCCUCCGCGGCCAAGACCGGCAAGCCGGGCUUCGGGGCGGCUGGCACCCCGGCCGAUGCCCUGGCCGAUGCCAACCCCCUGUCCUUGCUUCUGUAUGCGACCAAUGCCCUGCGCCAGUUGGCUCCCUCUCGGACUCUCUCCAGUCUGGAGAUCGGAGCCAUCCUCUCGGCUGCCGGUGUCACCUCCGACGUCGUGACUGCCGUCACCCAGGGGCUUGGCCGACUGGUGGGAUCCAACAGUGCUGAUGUCAACCCCCAAGCCUCGACCAUCCUCCCGGCUCUGGUGGGCCAGCUCCAGCACCAGGUUGGCACUCCGGGCUUCGGUGCGGCCGGGGCCUUCCACGGCACUGCCGGGCACCAGGCCGCCAAUCUUGGCUUCCCGGCGGGUGCCGGCACGGCCGGCACCGUCGGCCACCAAGGCAACAACUCCCUCAUCCUUCCCCUCAUCCAGGGGGGGUACCUGCUAUCCGGCGGGGCGGGGGCCCAGCGCCCCGGCGGCCUGCACUUUGCCGGGUCCGGGAGCAAUGCGGCGGCGGCGGCGGCUGCGGCGGCGGCUGCCGCCCAGCUCAAGCUCCAUGGCAUGGAUCCCGCGCAGACGGCCCAGCUGAGCGGCCUCAUGGGCGGCGGGGCCAUGGGCGCCACCGGUGCCGGGUCCUUCGGCGCCAAUGCCGGGAUGCCCUUCUUCAAUGCCCCUGGCGGCUUCGGCACCGGGGACCUCGGCGCCGCCGGCGAUGCCCCGAUGAUGGGGCUCGACUCGUCCGGACCCAAUGUCGGGCGCCUGGGGGGUACGGGGUACUUCGCGCAGUCCGGCGCCGGGGCCACCGGGUCCCAGGGCGUGGAGUCUCCCUUCCCGGCGAGCGUCAUUUCGGCCAUCGCAUCGGCCUACUCCUCGGGGACGGGCGCGGCGACCGGGGCCGGCGGCCUGCUCAAUGCUGGCGGUCACCAUAUGGGCGUCGGCGCUCGGCCGCACUCGCAGCAUCCGCAUGUGCAGCAGCACUCGCACCAUGCCGCGGCCCUGGGCUUUGUCCCGGGGGUCGGCCACCAUCACCCUCACCCGGUGCCCCAUGCCUCCGAUCACAUGGAUCCCGCGUUGGAUAGUGGUAUGUACCAUCAAUUGACGACUCCCAGCAAGACGAGCGGCAUGGGCGCGCGGGCGAUGCUAGCCGGACCCGGCGGCCCCCCUGCCGGGGUGGUGGGCAUGUCCCCGCUGGGCGCGGCCUCUGCGGCCGGCAGCAUGACCCCCUCCAAAACCGGCACUCCGAGCAAGCAAUCCUGCCCGACGUGUGGCAAGGUGUUUGCCCGGACGCAGGAUCUCAACCGCCACCGGCGGGUCCAUACCGGCGAACGGCCCUUCGUUUGCCGGUGGCCUCGCUGCGGCAAGCCCUUCAGCCAGAGUGGGCAUCUGAAGCGCCAUGCGCAGAUGCACUCCGGCCCGUCGCCGCACAUGUGCCCCCGGCGGGGCUGCCGGCGGCGCUUCCGCGAGGCGGCCCAGCUCGAGGAGCAUGCCCGGACGCAUACCGACCCCCUGCCGGGUGGCGGUGGGGCUGGUGGCCCGGACAAGUCCUCCAUGUCCAGCACGCCGGACAUUGACUCCUCGAGCGACGCGUCGCCGAGCCCGCCGCCGUCGGCCGCCCCGGGGCCCGGUGUCUCGGCACCCAUGCCGGCCACCGGCGGCCCGCUGCACUACCCGCACCCGCAAGUGCAGCACUUCCCGCACUCGCAGUCGCAGCCGGCGCAGCCGGCGCAUGUUCACGCGGGGGGCAGUGCGCUGCUCAACCCGGGCGUCGAGUUGCCACUCCCCCCGCCACUGGGGGGUGUCCUACCCAAUGCCGGUGGUGGCGGAUCGCAUCUGGCCAUCAACACGGCCUCCCUCGCGGCGCGCCUCGCUUCGGCGACCACCUCCUCGACCACCUCCCCCUCGACGCCGACUGGCAUCCUGCCAGCCGGGGCCGGGGCCGUGACCGAAGUCGGCGGUGGUCGACUGCCCACGGCGGCUUCAGGCCUUCCCCCUCAACAGCAGGUUGGCAGUGGAUCAGGUAUGGAUGCCACUUUCGCGGCCGCCCGGGCAUUGGCCCAGUUUACCUCGUCGACGGGGCCGCCGGGCGGCGGCGGCAGCAGCGCUAGCUCCCCGCACGCGACUGACCACCUCACCCCUGCUGCUGCCCUGCUCGGUUGCGACGACCCGCGCGUUGCCAUCCCCAGCCUCCUAAAUUAGAAGUCCAGCCGGGAUUCUUCUCUUGGUGCAUAUAUAUAUAAAUGUGUGUGUGUGUGUGUGUGUG
Molecule: messenger RNA, 2799 nt
Organism: Fonticula alba
Lineage: Eukaryota; Rotosphaerida; Fonticulaceae
Exons: 3
Coding region: 126-2735 (869 amino acids)
Biological process (GO): regulation of transcription by RNA polymerase II
Cellular component (GO): nucleus; PcG protein complex; transcription regulator complex
Molecular function (GO): DNA-binding transcription factor activity, RNA polymerase II-specific; RNA polymerase II cis-regulatory region sequence-specific DNA binding
Source: RefSeq, a predicted model, not a curated record